This is a messenger RNA of Cuscuta epithymum, 3532 nucleotides long. The record is from the annotation of a GenBank genome assembly. NCBI's taxonomy places the organism in Eukaryota, Viridiplantae, Streptophyta, Magnoliopsida, Solanales, Convolvulaceae.
CGGCGAUCGACAAUAAUUUUGGAACUCUGCUUCUCUUCCAUCGAGUACAAAAAUGGCAGCUGCCACCGCAAGUUCUCCUCUCAACCUCUUAGGUUUCAAUCGUAAACUUUCCUCUCCGAGAUGCCGCCCGACAUUCUUAAUGCCGCCUGGAAGAGUUCCCUCAAACUCCAUUGCCAGAACUGGAAGAACCUUUUCCAACCCUCCCAGUUAUGUUUCAACCUGUCUAGUGAUCCCUCCGCCGCCUAAACGCCAAAAACCCAAGGCGAUUAUCCAAUUUAUCGGCGGAGCUUUCAUCGGGGCCGUCCCCGAGGUCACUUACAGUUAUUUGCUGGAGAUGCUGGCAAUGGAAGGGUAUUUAGUCAUUUGCGUACCUUACAACGUGACGUUCGACCAUGCGGAAAUCACUAGGCGAGUGUCUGAGAGGUUCAGUUCUUGUUUGGAUUCGAUUUUGGGCUCUGGGUUGCCGGAUUUAGGGCUUUCUGCUCUUGAGGUUUCAGAUUUGCCUCUUUAUUCUGUAGGACACAGCAAUGGAGCUCUUCUUCAAACUCUCACAGGGAGUUAUUUCUCAGAGAGAAUACCAAAGGCUAAUGUAAUAAUAUCAUACAACAACCGGCCAGCAUCAGAGGCAGUGCCAUACUUUAAGCAGUUGGGGCUUGUUGUCAGUCAGAUGCUGCCAGUUGCAGCAACAUUUCCGGUUAAUUCAGUUGUUGAGGUUGCCUCAGGAAAUGCAUGGAAGCUCCUGCUUGAUACAGCUGAAACGGUGGUACCAAACUAUGACCUGAAAGCAUUUGGUUCAUUCAUGACUAGAUUUACUGAUCAAUUGCCUUUGAUAAUUAAUGAGCUUGCUGAAGGGAUAUCAGAAUUCAAGCCAACGCCACCUGAGAAUCUAGAGAGCAUAAGAGAACUAUAUAAUGUUCAGUCCACUCUACUGGUUAAGUUUGACUCUGAUACAAUAGACGAGACGGAUCAACUUGAAGAGACAUUGAAACCUCGCAUUGAAACUUUUGGUGGAAAAUUAGAGAAGGCUGUCUUAAGUGGUAACCACAUUACACCCUGCCUUCAGGAACCGAGGUGGGAAGUUGGGAACGUCUAUACCCCAGCAGAUGCUUUAGGGCAAGUACUAAAGAAUGUGUCAGUUAAUGACACCAGAAGGCUUGCUACAACCAUCACCAACUGGCUUGAUCUUCUCUCUCACUAAGUACAGUGUGUUGAGGUGUGGGGUUGCUGAGGGGAAGGGAUUGCUGAGAAUUCACACAUUUCAGGUUCCCGCUUCAUUAUAGCCGCUGUCCAAUCAGAGGAGGUGAGGAGUGAUGAUGAUUGAAAAGCAGUGUUGUUGCUAGAAGUGUUGCUGCUGCUGCUGCUGGCAUCAUCAUCAAACAAAGAAGAGUCUGUAGUAACGCUUCUGCUAGCGGAGCUUUCAUUGCCAUCAUCACAGGAUUGACUUUGCUUGAUGCACCUCUCAAGUCCAUCAUAUGUUGUAACUGAUGAAACCACCCAUACCAUUUAGAAAGGCAUCAUUUGUAUCUUAAAUGUUUCAGUGUUUUAACUGGCAACAUUGCUUACUUGGUCCCGUUCUUUAGCACCAAUGAUUCCGUAAGUCACAAAGUUUUAGAUUUUAUCACGUGAUGUUUCCUGAUUUGGUCUUAUUUUCAUCACAAAUAGGUAAAUAGCUGUUACGUUUACAGUAUCUAAUCAGAUAAUAAUAAAUACUACUAACAAUACAAUUAUACAAUUGAAACUAACUACUAGCUCCAUCCAAAGGUUGACAUUGUAAAAUGGCACAAUUAUUUACUACCUCCGUCCCCCUAAGUUUGGGACAAAGGGGUGUGGUUAGGGCUGGACUCGGGCCGGGCGGCCCGACCCGGGACCGAACCGGCCCGGCCCGGCCCGUGGCCCGGUGGGUCCACCGGUUCGGUUUGGCCCGGUCCGGGUGCUGGGCGGUCCGGGCUCGGGCCCAGGUUUUGGUGAACCGGCCCGGCCGGUUCGGGCCCGGUCCGGGCCGGAUUUUAAAUUUUUUUUUUUUUUUGAAAUUUUUUUAAGUUUUAGGUUGGAUUAGGUAUUUUGGGCCAUUUGAGGUGGUUUGGGAUGGUUUGGGGUUGAGGGGGAGGGGUAGGGGAUUAAAUAGGAGAACAAAAAAAAAAAAAAAAUUGGGCCGGUUCGGCCCGGCCCGGUUUGGCCCGGAACCGGAACCGGCCACCGGCGGUUUGGGCUCGGGCCUCCCCUUUCCUGGCCCGAGGCCCGGCCGGGCCCAGGCCCGAACCGGCCCGAGUCCAGCCCUAGGUGUGGUGUGGUUUUUAAGAAAAAGUAGAAUUGUGUGGUUGAUAUUAAAUUGAUAAAGUGUGAAUAAAGUAAGAAUGAAUUCUAACCACUCAUAUAUUACCAAAUAUGAUAUGAGACAAACUUAGUGGGACGGACGAAAAAAGUAAAACGGGACAAACUUAUGGGGACGGAGGGAGUAGAUAAUAAUUAAAUAUGAUAAAUCAAGUAUACUUUGAACGAUAAAAAAAAAGUAUACUUUGAGAAACAACCUUUUGUUAGGUAUAUAGUAUAAUGGGGUUAAUGGUGAUAAUUGCAAAGUAUGUGAUGUUAUACAUUGUUAUUUUUAAUAUUUGAUGAUCAAGUUGUCAUUUAAGAGUACAGUCCAAGGCGACUGAAUAUGCAUUUUCUACGUUUUAUUGGCACCCGCGUUUAAAAUCUAGUUCAACAAAAAAAAGACAUAAAGCUGUUAGAAUAUUUUUGGGUAAAUCACAUAUUUGGUUAGCUUGGACCAAAAACGUAGUUGGGGAUCAAAUGAGCCGGGAAGAGGUCACAUAGUAUGGAACUAUAUGGGCCUGCCUAAGCAGGUAAAGGAGAGUCUAUUUAGGAGUACUUUUAUGGGAUAUGUCAACAUGCUCAAUACAGAGCACAUUAGCGUAAGAUUCAUCCAUAUAAAAUUUGAGUUCAUUCAGAUUAUUUAUCAUGUCAACUUGCUCUUUAGUGAGAUGCUAGUGUGUUCCAUAUAUUUACUCACCUAUUUAGAGGAUUUAGUGCUUGAAAAAUGGAAAAAGGAAGCCAUCGUGAGUGAGCCGCAGGGGGGGCAAAAUGAUUUGAAAUAUACCAAACCAACCAACCAACCACAUGGCUCAUUUCUGAAUAGCAGAAAUGUCCAAACAGAGAAGAGGGGAAGCAUUUCAAAAUUCAAUGCCCACUACAAGUGAUUCAAUGCCUCGUGACCUAAAGUGGAAAAGAAAAUUUGAACAAAACCUAACCCCCAAAUACUCAAGUAGUCAAGUGGUCCUAUCUAAGAUGUCCAUCCAUAAAGUAAAAACAAUCAUUUACUUCAUCGUUAUCCAUUACUUUGUCUCCUAAGUAAACACUUAUAAGGUGUUUUAGUUAGGUUGGUAAGAUAGGUGAAGUAAACACGCAAGCUGAUUACUAAUCGAAAGGGGUGCUUAAAGUGUCGCUUAGCAUACCAUCUCAUGUAUUAAUUAAACGUCACUUUAAGCUUUUUCAGUUUCCCAAUUUACCCUUACACUUACCCCUUGUCCUUGCC